GGCUGCUUGUUUCCGCCCGGACCAAGUGAAAUAGGAGCCAAACAACCGUCACGUGAGCGAUCUCUGUGGCGGCACGUUUCUUCUCUGGCAUUGAUCUCGCUUUACCGUGUUCUUGUAGUCAGCUGUUUUUAACCCAGCCGGUCCAAAGCCGCACUGACGAAGCUAACGGGCUAACAGGCUAACGGGCUAACAGGCUAACGAGGUAACAAACGGCAUUUGAAUGUGACUUUUGAAGCAGACCGCAGCGCCCGUCCCUGCAGUCAUGCUCCUGGUGGACGCCGGUCUGUUCAUCGGCACUGUGGCCGACCUCAGUGAUAUCACGGCAUUGCACAACUCAGCCGUCACUCACAUCCUGUCCGUGGACUCUGAGAAGCCCGCCCCUCUGGGUCCUGCUGAUGGGGGCUUCCACAGGAAGUGGGUCAAUGUUCUGGAUGAGGUGACAUCUGACCUCCUGAGUCACAUGGACGACUGCUUCCUGUUCAUUCAGGAGGCUGUGGAUGGAGGCGGAGCUGCACUCGUUCACUGUCAGGCGGGUCGGAGCCGCAGUGCCACCAUCAUCACUGCUUAUCUAAUGAAAAGAUACCAGCUGGGCUUCAGCGAGGCUUACCACAGACUGAAGACCGCCAAACCGGACGUACAGGUCAACCGUGGUUUUGAGGAGCAGUUGUGUCUCUACGAGGUCCUGCUGUGGGAAGUGGACACCUCUGGUCCUCUGUACAAACAGUACAGACUGACCAAGCUCACGGAGAAGUACCCUGAGCUGCAGCACGUUCCCAGAGAGCUCUUUGCCGUCGACCCGGCCCACUGCAGCUCCUCAGAGGCGUCCUAUCGCUGCAGGAAGUGCAGACGAUCCCUGUUCCGUGGCUCCAGUAUCCUCAGUCACCCAGUAGGAGAAGGAGCGCCUGCCUUUGGCCACAGGAAGUCCGGUAGCAGCAGCAGCGGAGGAGACGUCCGGUGCACGUCCUAUUUCAUCGAACCUGUGCAGUGGAUGGAAGCGUCUUUACUCGGAGUGAUGGCGGGACAGCUGCUGUGUCCGAAGUGUCGCUCUAAGCUGGGCUCGUUCAGCUGGUGUGGUGACCGGUGUUCGUGUGGCUGCUGGGUCACUCCCGCCUUCCAGCUGCACCGCAACCGAGUGGACGAGAUCCGACAGCUCAACACGCAGACGUGACAGUUUCAGUGCAACAACAACUAUCUUAUCCUGUUAUCUGAUGAGUGGCCACAAAUAAAUGCAUCUUUUAAUCCUGCAGCUACAUGGAUGUUGUUGGUAAACGUUCAAUGACUGGUGCACGUCCUAUUCCAACCUUCCCAAAGGAGACUUUUAUACCAUGCUUAAUAUUUGACUGGACAAGGAUCCCUUGGGAAGUCUAACUGUUUAAAUGUGAAAAGUAGUGCAGCAACAUGUACAGAAAUGACAAAUAAAAACACAUACUUGUAUGAGAAAAA
Molecule: messenger RNA, 1443 nt
Organism: Gasterosteus aculeatus aculeatus (three-spined stickleback)
Lineage: Eukaryota; Metazoa; Chordata; Actinopteri; Perciformes; Gasterosteidae
Source: RefSeq, a predicted model, not a curated record